GACAACGCCCGCUUCUGCCUGCUGGCAGGGCUCAUCCUGCUCUACCUGCUGUGUGGGGCGGCUGUGUUCUCCACCCUGGAGCACCCCUCCGAGCUCCGCGCCCGCCUCCUCUGGGACCAGCAGCUGGACAACUUCACCCUGAGCCACCAGGUAAGCCUGGGAGCCCUGCACGCGCUUUUGCGCCAGUAUGAAGAGGCCAACGGGACUGGGAUCAGAGUGGACGCUCAUAGGCCCCGCUGGGACUUCUCUGGAGCCUUCUACUUUGUCGGCACGGUAGUGUCCACCAUCGGUGAGUUGGACAGCUGCUCUCUGUGAGGGUCAGAGUAAGGGUAAUUAAGAUGCAAAAGUUAUUUGCUGUCAUGUAGAGACACAGUAUAAUGUAGAGGAUUUAUUGAGUAGAUGAUGGGGAUGACAAGAGGAAGCUGGGAGGGGAUUAGAUUGAUGAUCGGUGAGACUCCGAGGCACUAAUUGUCAAAUUAGUUGAAUCUGGGCAUGUGAGGUCGUUUAGCUUUUCUGGGGCUUUAGCUUUUUUUAUGUGAUCACUACUCGUGACUGAACAUUGUUAAUGUUUCCAUCUCAUCCCUUCUUUCUCUCAGCUCCUGUCUUCAUGAGUUCAUGUCAACAUAAUUUGGAAGUGCCCAGUACUGUGAAAUGAUGAUCUCUUACAUUCAUGGUAUGAAACGAAAACACUUAUAUCAAUAGCCACUCCACAUCUUUUGUCAUUUCGACAUCUAGUGCUAAGUAAGAACAAAUGUAAAGCCACUUAUUUGACAAACAAUUGGCACAAUGACCCUUCUCUUUUGUACAAUUUCCCACCAGGCUUUGGUAUGACCACCCCAGCAACCAUCCCAUGUAAGAUAUUCCUGAUCUUCUAUGGCUUCAUUGGCUCUUCCUGGAGAGGAUCAUCACCAUGCUAGCCUACAUCAUGUGCUGGUGUCACGAGCAGAGGAUGAGGCGCUCGGGGGUGGGGCCUGUGUCUGGGAUCGAGGAGCCCCGCAGUGAGGAGGACAGUCUGGAGGGCUGGAAGCCCUCUGUCUACUACGUGAUGCUGAUCCUGGGGGUGGCGUCUGUGCUGAUCGCCUGCAGCGCCUCCUCUCUGUACUGCUCCAUGGAGGACUGGAGCUACGUGGACUCCCUGUACUUCUGCUUUGUGGCCUUCAGCACCAUCGGCUUCAGGGACCUU
This is a messenger RNA of Coregonus sp. 'balchen', 1183 nucleotides long. Lineage: Eukaryota; Metazoa; Chordata; Actinopteri; Salmoniformes; Salmonidae. The record is from the annotation of a GenBank genome assembly.